This is a messenger RNA of Magnolia sinica, 962 nucleotides long. Its product is annotated as glutathione S-transferase 3-like. Gene Ontology annotation, cellular component: cytoplasm. Gene Ontology annotation, biological process: glutathione metabolic process. The coding region runs from base 60 to 725 and encodes 221 amino acids. The transcript is spliced from 2 exons. The record is from RefSeq and is a predicted model, not a curated record. Gene Ontology annotation, molecular function: glutathione transferase activity. NCBI's taxonomy places the organism in Eukaryota, Viridiplantae, Streptophyta, Magnoliopsida, Magnoliales, Magnoliaceae.
UCUUAAACAUCACAUUCCAAAUACUUAGAUUCUUUCUCCUUUUGUCUUUUUGAAGAUCAAUGGCUGAGAGUGUCGUUCUCUUGGACUUCUGGGCCAGCGAUUUUGCGCAGAGGGUCCGAAUCGCAUUAGCUGAGAAGGGGGUGGAAUUCGAAGACAAGGAACAGGAGGAUCUUUUCAAGAAUAAGAGCCCUCUCCUCCUUCAAUCCAAUCCCGUCCACAAGAAGAUUCCUGUCCUCAUCCACAACGGAAGGCCCAUCUGCGAAUCUCUCAUCAUCGUCCAAUACAUCGAUGAGGUUUGGACGGACGGAUCACCGUUGAUGCCCAAAGAUCCUUACCAACGGGCCAACGCCAGAUUUUGGGCUGACUACGUAGACAAGAAGGUAUAUCCAAGUGGGAUAGCAAUAUUGAAAAAUAAAGGCGAAGCUAAGGAAGCAGCAAAGAAAGAAUUUAUCGCGUGCUUGAAAUUGUUGGAAGGUGAACUCAAAGAGAAGCCAUUUUUUGGAGGUGAUUGCUUUGGGUUGGUGGAUAUUGCCCUCAUUCCCUUUUCUGGUUGGUUUUACAUCCACAAGACUAAUGGGUAUUUCAAUGUGGAGGAGGAAUGCCCGACAUUGAUGGGGUGGGUGAAGAGGUGUAUGGAGAGGGAGAGUGUGUCGAAGACUCUUCCGGACCGACGCAAGCUCUAUGACUUUGUGGAGUCUAUGUGGAAGAAAUCUGAGACUCAAUAAGAAUAGAAGAUUAAAAAGAGAUUGGAAGGCUUUUACAAAAUAAUAUGUUAGAUAGAAUCUUGUUUUUAACUAUAUAUAUCUUUGGUUGUGUUUGUUUUGUUUUUUAAUAUUAUUCCUCAUAAUAGAAAUAAUUGGAGUUUGGAUUUGGUAUGACAAAUAUCACUGAGAUUCCAAAUAUCUCACAGUAUUUUUGGAAAAAUAUAACAAUUGAUGAUCACAAAAAUAUUUCAAAAGGUA